Molecule: messenger RNA, 6534 nt
Organism: Ectocarpus siliculosus
Lineage: Eukaryota; Phaeophyceae; Ectocarpales; Ectocarpaceae
Source: the annotation of a GenBank genome assembly
AUGGAGUGCAAGCGCUCAAUGGACUGCACUUGCCCGCAGUGUGCGGCAGCGUCUGCGCAGUUUUCAGUCGAGGACUUGAAGCAAUUUUCGUCUGCGAUUGACUAUGGGGAAGAAGAAGGGAACGAUUCCACCUCCCCAUCAGAGCCCCAACCGCCGAUCAAACCCAAGCCCAUUCCCAAGCGCAAGCCCAAUCCCCGACCUCGACCUGCUGCCGCUCCAGUUCCAAAAGCAGCGGUCCCCACAGCAGCGCCGCAACCCGCUGUGCCAGUAGCCGCGUCACAGGGCGGGGGUGCCGCUGGUGAUACUGGUGAAGAUGGACCUCUCGAAGGUCGACUCGUUUCAAAGAACUGGAAAGAUCGUAAAGCGGCGUAUGAUCAAGUGCUGAGUCUCUAUCAACAGGCCAUGUCGGACGAUAGCGACGUCUUUCGCGACUACGCACCCUUUCUCAAGGGCAUGGUGCAAGAUUCCAACGCGUCUUGUCUCGAUGCGGCUCUGGACGCCGUACUGGCAUUUGCCGACGGCUAUGUCAAAGCCUGUGAGCACGCUCCCGAGCUAGCCCCAGGAAUCGUGGCAAAAGGCUUGAGCGGUAGGCCAGGCACUGUAUCUCGGGCAGAGGCAGUGCUGCUCAAAUUCAUGGAGGUGGACACGCCUGAUGUCGUGGCAGCCGUACUGCUGGAGGGGCUUUCUGACAAGAAGCCCAAGGUACCACCCGCCUGUGUUGGCAUCCUCGCCAACGCGAUUCAACUGUUCGGAGCGAGAGCAAUGCCUCUCAAAGAUCUCAAGGCUGCUCUGCCAGGCAUGAUAUCGCACAAGGUAGUGCCCGUGCGUCAACAGGGGCUAGCAUUGGCUGCUGAGAUCAUCAGCUGGUGUGGUGAGCCUAUGCUGGCAUCGGUCACUUCGGAGCUGCGAUCAGCCCAAAAGACUGAUCUGGAUGGCCUUGUAAAAGAAAAGGCAACAGGCUCGCCUCGGGUUCCAACACUUUACCUCAGGAAGGACCGGCCAUCGGAGUCGGACGAAGUCGGAGAUGAGUCCAAGGGUCCCGCAGUGGAGGAGGUGUUCGACCCAAGGGAAUUCAUCGAACCGGUUGACAUCCUGUCCAAGCUACCCAAGACCGAAUUCAACCAAAAGGUUGCAGCCACGAAGUGGAGCGAGAUCUUGGAGGGCCUCAACAUUGCCAUCGAGAUGAUCGGCGAUGUGCCUAAGCUGACUGCGGGCGACUACGGUGACAUGGUGCAAAAGCUGAAGCGCCUGGGGGAUCAUUCACACGUUCAGGUUGCUUCUACUUCGCACCGGCUUCUUUCUCUCAUGGCGGAGGGACUUGGCCAGGGUUUUCACCCGUAUUUCAGAAGCAUUCUGGGAGCGAUGCUGGUGAAGCUCAAGGACAAGAAAUGCGCAGGCGUUCUUGGAACUUGCCUGGACAGAGUGUACGGGAACCCGCACUCUCUGGACCAAGUGGUGGAUGAGGUAGUGGCCGCCUUGGACACCAAGAAGGCAAUACACGCGCGCGUGGCAACUCUCGGGUGGAUCUCUCGAUGUGUGGCCAAGAGCAAGCCUGCUGUGGGGAUAGCAACGCUGACGACGCUGGCAAAGGCUACGAUCCGCCUUGUGGAUGAUUCGGACCCCAAGAUUCGAGAAGCCGGGAGCGCUACAGUGGCAGCUAUUGCCAACGCGUCCAGAGGUGCGAAGGGACCUGCACCUCCAGUGUGGGCGGUCGUGCUGGAGCUACAGACUGCCAAUGCAAGGGCCUUCAAACGGAUUCAAGGCCAGGUGAACGGAGCAGGCAGCAACACUCCCACACAGCCUGAAAAGGUGCCGUCGGCGCCUCCCCAGGGUCAACGUUCUGCGGGUAAAAGUACUUCAGCGGCCACCGAAAAAUCAGCCGCAGCGACACGAGGCACCAGCAAACCACAACCAAAGCCCCGAACAGCACCGAGCUCGUCGGCGGGUCAGCGAAAACCUUCGGCUCCCUCCGCGAAAGAGACGAGUGACGACGCUGUGGACGACGCCGUCUCUAUUACGCUGGAGGAGGCGGUCGACAAACUCGACGGGGCCGGGAUCGAGGGCUGGGGAGAUAGCAUCUUGCCUGGGCUGCGCGGUACAGCCUGGAAAGAAAAGGUGGCCUCUAUCGAGCGCAUCACGCAGGGGGUCCAGUCAGAUCCUGGAAGUCUCCUCACUCCGGUGGUUAUGGUGUUGGCGGCGCACACGAAACAGUUCAAGGACUCCAACUUUAACGUGCUGAAGGCAAGUUUCCUGGGUAUCACCACUCUGCUCGAAGCUGCUCACGCGGCUGGUGUCGCGAAAGGGAACCAGACAGUUGUGUCGACGGUGGUCGCACCAGCGGUGGAAAAGCUCGGAGACAGGAAGCUCCAGGAGACGACAUCUUCACUGCUGACAUCCGCUGCCGAGUCCUUCGGACCUUCUUGGGUUGCUCGCAGGGUGAUGAAGGCCGCGGGACAGGCAAAGGCCCCUCUCGUCCACAGCGAGGCCCUCACGUGGCUCCACGCUUGUGUGAAAGACUUUGGAGCUGCAGUUCUUCCUGCCCCGCAAGUCGUGGCGUUUGCGGUAUCAGAGCUCGAGCACGUUAACCCCAAGGUACGGACGUCUUCGCUGGAUCUAUUGGGGAGUAUGUACCACCGUCUUGGCCCGCCCAUGAAAGCUCUCCUGCCGGAACUACGGGCAGCUCUGCAGUCACAGGUGGAUGGCGUAUUUAGUAAGGUAGGAUAUGAUCCUACAGCUGAUGCGCAAGUGGUACGGAGAGCACCAACCGUCGGUGAUGAGGUGCAGGGCCAAGCUGCUGCCGGUGGCGGUCUUCCAAGAAUCGACCUCAGCACAUUGCUGGAGAAGGAUUGCCUUCCUCGUAUGCAGUGCAUCAAGGGGAAGGAGGCAUGGAAAGGGCGUAAGGCGGCGAUCGAAGAGGUUGUGCAAGCAUGCGGAAAGUCGGGGAAUCAUCUCGAGGCCAACCGCUUCAUGGUGGAAGUCCUGAAAGCUCUUACUCCGCGACUGGCGGAUUCCCAGUCUAAUCUCAAGCCCUUGGCUGCCAGUGCUCUGGCUGAAGUAGCUUCCAGCGUCGGAGCCGAUUCGUCCCCUAAGCUAACCCGCAUCUACGCAGAGCCUCUCUUGGCAUGUGUUGCGGACAACCGCAAGAUGAUGAGGGACGCUGCCAUUGCUGCCCUCGAGAAAGUGACCCUUUCGGGAGGUACACUACACGUCCCGACCACAGAGGCUUUGAUCGGCCCUGUGGUUGUAGCGAUGACCAACACAGUGGGGAGAAUCGAAUUGCUCACGUGGCUCAAGUCGUUCUUGGCGCAAAUUCCUUCGGGAGAGGGGCCCACUAGUCUAGUGUCACCCUUGCUGGUGUGCAUGCAAGACAAAAGUGCCGGCGCACGCCAGGUAGCGCAAGAAUGUCUGUCCGUGCUCGUCGCUGCUGGCACCGUGCAACCUUCUCGCGUGCGUGCGGGAACUCGGGACUUCCAGCCGGCUGUAAUGCGCCAGCUGAAACCUGCGCUGGAGAAAAUAUUGGAAAACUCAGGAGACGCUGGUUCGGGCGUUGUAGAGGCCGCAGAUACCGCCGCCCCCUCGGCAGCAACCCAGGCGGCGCCCCCGACAGUUGUGUCGAAGCUAGUUCGUGGUGGGCCUCACACCGGGGGUUCUUCAGGAGUCCAAACCAAACGGCCAUUGCGCUCGACCAUUGCCCAGAAGAUAGAGAGCACGUCAGAGAGCGAAGGCACACCCUCAUCAUCUGGUGGGCCUCUUCUUUCCACCAGUUCCAAGGCUAAGAGACUCGAAUCAGAGAAGCGCACUCGUUGGUUCGUCUCGUCCGAUGAGCCUCGAGACCAUCAGACCUCGUCACUCAAGGCGCUUUGGUCCCCACUUGCGCGAUCGGAUGCCGUCGACAUACUGUUUCCCACUCGGGUCGGGAGCAUGGAAUGCGGAACUCCGGGGAUGGAACUGCUGUCCUGUGCUCUGCGCGAUCAACGCGUGUCGUUCAUGGACCAGCUGGAUCUCAUUUUCAAGUGGAUAUCGCUACGGCUUUGCGAGAAGGAGAACGUGAAGGCCAUGGGUCAGCUUCUACACUUCCUGGGAGACACCUUCGAUGCGCUUGUUGCGGCGCAAUACCGGCUGGAGGAUAUGGAGGUUGAUGCUCUCCUCCCGACGUUGCUCGAAAAAAGUGGACAAGCGAAGGAGCGGUUCCGUGUUGCCAUCCGCGGGCUCUUGACCAAAGUCCCGCUUCUGUGCUCUUACGCCAAGUACUCCCCGCUGCUUCUCCAAGCGACAGCAUCCAAAAACAGUCGUACCCGUAUCGCCUGCCUUUUGGAGCUGUCACGCUGCAUCGGGGCAGAUGGACCGGCUAGUGCGCUGGGCAAGAAGGGGCUCAAGGAGCUUGCCAAGCAUGUGGACUCCGACCAAGCGGAGGUGCGUUCCGCGGCGUUGGAUGCAGUUGAAGCCUGUUAUCUGGGCCUCGACAAGGAUUCUAGUCGUAUUCAUCGCCUCCUGGGCGCUGUCAACGACAAGACGAAGACUCUCAUCGACGAGCGGAUGAAAGCGGCAGACCGAAAGAACAUCAGCAAAGCGCCGUCUGGUAGCCAAGCAAACACGCGGGGCCUCCGGGAAUCUGCGGCUGCUGCACCUGCCAUACCUGACUCAGAACAGAGAGGGCAGCAAGCACGCUUGCCGCCGCCCCCGCCGGAGACCUCACCAGGAGGGGGAGCUCUAGAGAAACCAACACCGCAAGCGCUAGCAUCGACGCCAGCUAGGACCGUGGACACUCACUCGGAGCGUUCUGGGGAUGACAAUCACCGCGCCAGCCUCGGAGGACUGGGAGCUGAUUCCACCUGGGGUGACGGUUCUUCGGGUGCCCUAUUGAACACCUCCAGCGGGCACGCCGGCAGUGACGACGAGGGACCUUUCCGCUUCGACUGCAAUGCUCUGGAAGUUCAACUAUCGCCGCGUAGCCGGCAGCGAGAAACGAGCAACACCGCUGCAGAUGAGGAGUUCAAUUCUUUGUUGACAGAGCUCGACGACGGGCUUCUACAGUGCCGCACGUUGCUCAAUAUUUCUCCUCAAGACCGUUCGGCUGCGGUGGAUCAGAUCAAGAACCUGUCCAGCUGGGCGACAGCGCAAGGCCAAAGGACUGAUGGGACCGAUGGGGAGGCCGUCCUGGAACGGCACCACUCUCGUCUUAUCGAAACCCUCGUACGCUGCCUCCGGCUGUCUUUCACCGGAAGUGCUGCAGUGGCCGAUGGUGAUGCUCACUACGCCGAGGUUGCAGGUGCAGGCGGAAUUGAUCUAGAGCUGGCGCCCGAGGUGGUAACUGCUCUGGACGACGUGUGCGUGGUGUCACCCCGGUCUUUCGAUGCGCCCUCUUUGGCGGCGCUGCUUGAAGAAGUCUGCCUCUGGCUGGUCGAGCAGCGCAUCGGUCCUCGUGCCCAACACUCCAACUACAAGUCCUGUGAUCCGUACGCGCAGGUGCAGCACAAACUCAACCGUGUGGCGACGGCAUCUGGUUCAGCAAACCCUUUGGUUGCCAUGUCAGCCCUGCUAGAUGUAAUGGCCAACGCCCACGCAAAGAGUGCUGGACGUCAGGAACCCGAACAGGUUUCAGGCAGAGGCAAGCGCUCCCUGGAAACGAAGCUGCUGAAGGUGUACGUCAAGCUGUUGGCGAGACUUUUGCGAGACUCCGAGAAGGACAGCUUCGGCAGAAACGAUGGCGGGUCGAAAGAGCUUGGCCUUCCGCUUGUUCUACGGGCGCUGCACAAGUAUCACCUCGCCGAGAAGCAGCGGGACGCGGUGAAUCACAGCAACCUGGAAGACCGAACUGCAUGUGACGCCGCGCAACGCUUGGUGUCGAUGUUGUGCGAACGUCUUUGUAGCGCGUUUGGAAGUUCAGCGGUGGUCGGAACCUCCAACGUCAUGAGGGAGGAAGAAGGUUCCGAGAGCGCAGCGAGCGUCGAAGCAUGGACAACAACUUUGGGCCGAUGCCUGGUCACCAUGAAGGAAAAUACGGCCGACCGCCGGCAUUCGUCCCAAGUCGCUCCGAUCAAGACCGACCACGUGGCAGAGAUUGCACGUCUUAUCGGACUGGUUUCGGCGGAAUCCCAGAACGUCGGUGAUGGCAGCGAUGGCUCAGCUGCGUUGACGGAGCUUCAGGCUUACGUCCAGAGGUGGCCUGAAGCCCAAUCGACACUUGAACACCAGGUAGACCGGUUGAAGCCACGGUUUCGCCAGUUCAUUCUCGAAGGUUGUAAAGCGCAACAACAAACGGCUGAAGCCGGACUACGGAGCACCCCAUUACGUGGGCGUAUGGCGGACGUGCAUGGAAGCCUGCGGAGAGGGCAGGCGGCGGCGACGCUCGCGCAGGACGAUGGCGCGCGCAAGUCUCUGACAUUCGACAAUGGCCUCCAACCCGGCACCCAAGUGUCCCACGCAGACCAGGACGAUACCCGAUCGACCAAUCGCCUCCAGGAGAUACGGAGGAGGAUGGGUGUUUUGGGUGCACGAGACGCUGUGGGUACGGGUGGUGGCAGGUUUUUUUAA